Fusarium falciforme is the source of this 1140-nucleotide messenger RNA. RefSeq lists its product as hypothetical. Lineage: Eukaryota; Fungi; Ascomycota; Sordariomycetes; Hypocreales; Nectriaceae. Gene Ontology annotation, molecular function: protein binding. The transcript has a single exon. The coding region runs from base 1 to 1140 and encodes 379 amino acids. The record is from RefSeq and is a predicted model, not a curated record.
AUGUGCUUUGGAAGCAAGAACGAACGCGAUAGCGACCCGGCGCCGCGUCCGGUGCAGCGACCUGUGUCGUCGCAGAGCCAGGGAGACGUCAAGAAGAGCAAAUAUAACCCACAGAACGACCCCAAUCAUCUGGGAGAGCCGAGUUACACAGCGCCUCCAGGCCCACCCCCGGACAAGAAGCAGGCUGCGGACUUUGCACCUCCUCCAGGACCACCACCUGGACAAUCGUCAUCGCAGCAGUAUGCUCCUCCACCAGGGCCACCUCCAAGUCAACAAUAUGCUCCUCCUCCUGGACCUCCGCCUGCCUUCGCCGCUCAUCCCCAGCACGACUGGGAGGUAGCUGUGCCUGAUACCUCGCUUUUCCCCCCUCCACCGGCCAUCUUCAGUGGCUAUGAUAGAUCCCCGACCAGCAAUGCCACUGAAGAAGAAGCCAUCGCCGGUGAAGACUGGUGCAAGGCCUAUCCCAUGACACAGCCCAUCUACCUGGACCAGAUCGGAAAGUCGGCUCUUCAGGCGGGCAACAUCCGUUUAAUGGAGCCCAUGGGCUUUAACGGAAAGCUCACCUGGGUCAGCCCUGGACAUUGGGAGGGUCGGACCUCAAAGAACUCGCCCGACCGUUGCAUCAUUGGCUACCCGCCCCUCUACUCUGUCACCGAGCAUGAUCCCAUCCGCCUUGGACAGCCCAAAACCAUUUACUAUGAGGUCCAAAUCACGCGCGAUAGUCCGGAGGUCUACGUUGGUCUCGGCUUCACGGCGCUGCCCUACCCUUCCUUCCGAAUGCCGGGUUGGCAUCGUGGCAGUCUGGCAGUUCACGGCGACGAUGGGCACAAGUACGUCAACGAUCGCUGGGGUGGCCGUGAUUUCACUGAGCCGAUGCGCCGCGGUGAGACGUACGGUAUUGGCAUGACCUUCCGCCCCAUCGGCGGGCAGAAACCCCAGGUCGACAUCUUCUUCACCCGCAACGGCACUCUAACGGGCGGGUGGGCGCUGCAUGAGGAGACGGACGCCGAGCAAGAUCUGCCUGUCACGGGCUUGGAAGGCUUCCAUGAUCUAAGCUGCGCCAUCGGGACGUAUGACGCCGUCAAGUUCAAGGCAGUCUUUGAACCAUCUGGGUGGAUGUAUAAUCCUCAUCAGCUGUGA